Molecule: messenger RNA, 162 nt
Organism: Sphaeroforma arctica JP610
Lineage: Eukaryota; Ichthyosporea; Ichthyophonida
Exons: 1
Source: RefSeq, a predicted model, not a curated record
ACCAUCCCCCGUGCCAACAUCACACACGACCAAGUGAGUGAGCCGUACAAGGACGCGCAGAAGACCUGGCAACGGCUCAACGGGCCACGUCAACAGUUUGGCGCGCUGCAGGUGUCUGGGUGUGCCACUGAGGACUUUGCCACAGGGGUUGUGGAUGCUCAG